UUCUUAAUCAGACUCUAUAGCCGGAAUCUGACACUUCUAAAUCUCCUAACAAACAAGGUAUAUGGCAAGUUUAGUGAUGAUUUUGGCACACUUUAAGUUUUAAAGAGAAUAAAGUGGGCAGCUCUCUACUCCGCACUGUGGGUCAAACAUGGUCCAUCCCCAAUCCCCCAGAAGGACAGGGUGUGGGGUCUGAGUGCCUGGCGGGGCUGUGCUCCCAGCCUGCAGAGCCCUCAUGCACUGCAGAGGCCUGUGCUCUCGGCUGCCACAGCCAAUGGAGGCCUCCAUGCUCACUCAUUCUUUCUCUCCCUCAGUCCUGAUUCUGCCUUCUUUCCUCAGCCUUUUGUCACUUUGAUCUCCAGUGCAUUUUGACUGGGAACCAUCCAAAGUAAGCACCAGGAUUUUCUGGGGCCACACCAUGGCCUCGUCAGGGCUCCAGCUCUUUGCUUUCGGCAUGGCCUUAUCCGGAGUCUCUGGGGUGCUCACCGCCACUCUGCUGCCCAACUGGAAGGUGCGUGUGGAUGAGGGCUCCAGCAUCAUCACCGCCGUGGUGCAGCUGCAGGGGCUGUGGAUGGACUGCACGUGGUACAGCACUGGCAUGUUCAGCUGCACCCUCAAGUACUCCAUCCUGUUGCUACCCACCCACGUGCACGCAGCCCGGGCCACCAUGGUUCUGGCAUGCAUCCUGUCGGCUCUCGGGAUCUGCGCUUCCACAGUGGGGAUGACAUGCACUCGCUUGGGCGGGGAUAUAAAAACCAGAGGUCACGCUUCUGUUGCUGGCGGCGUCUGCUUCCUGUCAGCGGGGGUCUCUGGCCUGAUACCCACGGUGUGGUACACCAAGGAGAUCAUAGCCGACUUCCUGGACCUGACAGUGCCUGCCAGCAACAAACACGAGCCAGGAGGAGCUGUCUACGUGGGAUUCAUUUCGGCAGUGCUGCUGGUUAUCUCUAGCAUGAUUUUCUGCACUUCCUGUGUACAAAAGAGCCCACAAACUUGGCUCUACCCACCCAGGCAGCAGAACAAUAUCUCCACCACACUGCUAGAGAAUAAUUCAGCAUAUAACCUGAAGGAUUAUGUGUAAAUAACGACCUACUACAUACUGAAUAAAGCUUUGUGGUGCCUGCUGUCAUUUUUUAUAUUUACUUUAGAUGAAAAAUAAAUAAAUAAAUAAAAAUUAUGCUUAACUCUCUCUACAGAGUGUAAAAUACUUUAAAAACCACAAAGUAGUUUAAAAUGCUAACAAAACUAUCAUGUACAAUUAUAUGUCUUAAGAUUUCUUUAUUUUUCCAUUACGGUUUUCAUGUUUUGUUUACUUUAAAGGUUUAUAAUUGUUAGUAAGGUAAUUAAUUAAUGGCCUUUUUAAAAAAAGAUAAUCUAUUGAUACAUCUUCCAAACUGGUACUUAAUCGGACUUUAUAAAAGGACUAAACUGCCAAGUAUCAAAAGUACCUUGCCCUAGUGUUAAUCAAGAAUAGCAUUUGUGUUUGCUAUCAGGUUGGCAAACACUGUAUGUCUUAGUCAUCUAGUGCUGCUGUAACAGAAAUAUCACAAGUAGGUGACUUUAACAAACAGGAAUUUAUUAUCUCACGG
Molecule: messenger RNA, 1586 nt
Organism: Trichechus manatus latirostris (Florida manatee)
Lineage: Eukaryota; Metazoa; Chordata; Mammalia; Sirenia; Trichechidae
Gene: CLDN20
Product: claudin 20
Exons: 1
Coding region: 416-1078 (220 amino acids)
Biological process (GO): bicellular tight junction assembly; cell adhesion
Cellular component (GO): plasma membrane; bicellular tight junction
Molecular function (GO): structural molecule activity
Source: RefSeq, a predicted model, not a curated record